Chenopodium quinoa (quinoa) is the source of this 1053-nucleotide messenger RNA. Its product is annotated as ferredoxin-2-like. Gene Ontology annotation, molecular function: 2 iron, 2 sulfur cluster binding; electron transfer activity. The record is from RefSeq and is a predicted model, not a curated record. Gene Ontology annotation, biological process: electron transport chain. The transcript is spliced from 6 exons. The coding region runs from base 206 to 739 and encodes 177 amino acids. Lineage: Eukaryota; Viridiplantae; Streptophyta; Magnoliopsida; Caryophyllales; Amaranthaceae.
UAUCUUAAAAAAAAUAAAAAAAAUUCAACAUUCUUAACUUAUAUGGAUAAGUGACCCAUGAGUUGGAUCAAUUGGGCACCAGCCCAUACAACAGCCCAAAUAUUAAUUUUAAGUUUUUGGUACCCAAAAAAAAAAAAAAAAAAAAGAUAGAGAAUCCGUUACAGUUAUCUUAGCGCAAUCGUUCACCCACACACUUGAAGAACAGAUGGAACUUCAAGCUCUACUUCCCAGUUUCCGGGUCCCACUUCACCGGAAACCGGCAUUCCACCACCAAUUCUCUCGCUUUCGACGCCUUAAUACGACGUCGGAACUUCAAUCGUCGCCGCAAGUCAACGGAAGAAGCUCAACUUCUGCGUCAAUCCCGACUCACAAAAUCACCGUUCAUGACCGGCAACGCGGAUUAACUCACGAAUUCUUAGUUCCCGAGGAUCAAUAUAUAUUGCAUACUGCAGAAGAUCAGGAUAUUAAGCUUCCCUUCGCUUGCAGGCACGGUUGUUGUACUAGCUGUGCUGUCCGUGUCAAAUCUGGACAACUCCGUCAACCUGAGGCACUUGGAAUAUCUGCUGAAUUAAAAUCUCAGGGCUAUGCACUACUGUGUGUGGGCUUCCCAUCAUCCGAUCUUGAAGUAGAAACACAGGACGAGGAUGAGGUAUAUUGGCUUCAGUUUGGGAGAUAUUUUGCCCGUGGUCCAAUUGAAAGGGAUGAUUAUGCAUUGGAGUUGGCCUUGGCUGAUGAAUAGAAGGGGUCUUAGUCACCUCUGGGCUGUCUACAUUCCUCAAGUAUUAAUUCCCUUAUCAGCUUGCAGGUGUGUGAUAUCAUCUGACCAUCAGUUCACAUAAAUGCUUAGAGACUUCAUACUAUCAAUAUUGUAUGCGUGUAACGAUAAGGAAUUCAUGUCUUGCUGUCUCCAGUGCAUAAAAGAAAAUCGAUAGUUAGAAGUACUCUUCUCACAACAGAUUAUUCUGAUGUAAUCCAUGUGUAACUUAUAAGUGCAUGUUCUGCUCUUAUUAAAGUGCUUAAUGACAAUCGCAAUUACAAUUGUUCAGAUUUGCA